Molecule: messenger RNA, 1724 nt
Organism: Zophobas morio
Lineage: Eukaryota; Metazoa; Arthropoda; Insecta; Coleoptera; Tenebrionidae
Product: leucine-rich repeat-containing protein 15-like
Exons: 1
Coding region: 45-1382 (445 amino acids)
Molecular function (GO): protein binding
Source: RefSeq, a predicted model, not a curated record
ACCGCACCUGAGUCACUGUCCAUUAACCCGUCUUCAGAAUCGCAAUGGACGCAAAGCAGUUCCUAUUAAUCGCGAUCUGGUUCCUCCGCAGUGCCCAACUCGAAAAAGUGACCUUCGAAAAUGUGACCCUCUGGACGUCGCCCACCGAAAAAUUCGCGACCAUACCAUCCGGCCGCCACCUCAAAAACCACCUGCCGAAAACCUUCGCCCCUUCGAUCAUCCUCACGGGAAAAAUCCCCGUUCUUCGCAAAAACUCGGUGACGGACAUCGACAGCGUGCAAGAACUGUUCUUCCAGGAAAACGGAAUCGAGGACGUAGAGAGCGGCGCUUUCGGGAAUCUAGCAAGCGUGGUGACUCUGGUGGUGAAUCGGAGCAACUUGACGGUCAUCGAACGAGGCGUUUUCCGAGAUUUGCGGAAAGUCGAGCAGCUGCAAGUGAGUUUUAACCGGAUUGCUACGAUAAAGGAAGGAGCUUUCGAGGAUUUGCCUAGUUUGAAAAGACUGAUUUUGUGGCACAACGAGCUGAAAACCCUCCAAGAAAAUAUUUUCGACGACGUUACAACUCUGGAAGUUGUGGAUUUGUCCGAAAACGAAAUUUCCGUUCUUCCGAAAAACGUUUUCAAGAACUUGCCGAACUUGAAGAUGAUUCUAUUGAGACGAAACAAAAUCGACGAAAUUCCAACUCAAGCUUUGGAGCAUCUUCCAAUUUACUACUUAGAUUUGUCGGGGAAUUCGAUUUCGACGCUUCCUGAGGGUUUUUUUGAAACUUUACCCAAACUGACUGGGAUUAUCUUAUCUGGGAAUCGACUCACGUCUAUCCAACGUGGAAUCUUCAACGAAAAAAAUCUUCAAGACGUGGAACUCGCUUACAACGAAAUUUCUCACAUCGAAUCGCAAGCUUUCGACGACAUGCCGAAUCUGUAUACGAUCGUGUUAUCAAAUAAUAAACUCACCAGAUACGACGUUACAUGGUUUCGUAACACUCCCAAUAUUCACAGACUGUUCUUAUCCAAUAAUAAAAUCGGCGAAAUUCCUGAUGAAGCAUUUCGAAACGUUUACUCCGACAAAAACGUGUGGAUAAAAUUGGAUGGUAACGGUAUUAGUAAAAUUUCUGCGAAGACCUUCCAAGGGGUGAAGAAAUGGGAUUAUUUGAACCUCUCCAACAACGACCUAGAGGCAUGGGAUGGUGAUUUUCUAGCGGAUAGUGAAAUUAUUCACUAUUUGAAUCUCAUAAACAAUAAGAUAAAGUGUCCUGGAGGAAAUUUAGACGACACUUUUAAAGCAGAUUUCACACUUUUGAGUAACAAUUCACUGAGUGAAAAGUGUGUUAAAAGAAUAGAAAAUUGGUUAGUUGAUCAUAGGAAUAAAGUCGUUGUGUAUUAGUGGCUGUUCUUAUUUUUUCUAUAAGUUGAAGAUUUUUAUGCUUAGUGUGAUCUGUAAAAUUUUUACUAAUCUUGUUGGUGCUUCCACAAAAAAUUGUAAAUGCUCAUGUGAGAAUUACUGACUAUUUGGCUGUGCUGUUCGAGUUUUUAAUUAUUUUUUAUUUCAGAGGUUCGGCGAGAUUAUCUGUCUAGUAAACGUAAAACGCGCAUUUUUGUAUUCCACCGACUGCGAAAUGCCAACAAAAUGUGAAAUACUAAAUCAAGAAACAAAGAGAAAAAUUAUGACUUAAUUAGAUUUAUUUUAUAUUUAAGUACAUACAAAAUAAAAAAUAUAAUAUUUUAA